AGAGAGAGAGGGAGAGCGAGAGCGUCGAGCCAGCAGUCGUUUGUGAACCGGCCCUCCUGCCUGUCGAGCCUUCUGCUGCUGCUGUUCCUACUGCUGCUCUGCUUGAACCUGAACCAUGGCUCCCGUGGAGAGGAAAGCCCUGGACCUGACCCCCCUCAGGGAGGCCAAGCUGCCCGUCAUCUUUGUUCUGGGCGGUCCAGGAUGCGGUAAGGGAACGCAGUGCGAGAAGAUCGUCAAGCAGUAUGGCUACACCCACCUUUCCUCCGGUGACCUGCUCAGGGACGAGGUCAAAUCCGGGUCAGAGCGCGGCAAGGCUCUCAACGAGAUCAUGGAGAAGGGAGACCUGGUCCCGCUGGUGCCCCUCUCCUCCUCGUUCCAGAUCCUGCCCUGCACCAAGGUCCUGUACUUCGAGGUCCCCGACGAGGUGAUGGUGGAGCGCCUCCUGAACCGCGCCAAGACCUCCGGCCGCGUCGACGACAACGAGGAGACCAUCAAGAAGCGCCUGGCGACCUUCCACAAGCACUCCGAGCCCGUGAUCCAGCACUACAAGGAAAAGUGCGCCACCAUCGUCGCCCUGGGCUCUCCUGACGAGGUCUUCGCCGAGGUGCAGAAGGCCCUCAGCACCAUCCAGUGAGGAGGAGGUCCCGGAAACACACUCCCACUCCCGCGUCAACCUCCUCCUCCUCCUUUUCCACCUUCGCCUGGCUCUUGGGUUUCCCCCUUUGUGGCUCUCGCCCCCCACCCCCCUGUUGACGUCUCCUCGUGUUCUUUCUCCGUGUCUGUUUCUGUGCUGCUCUUCUCUGGUCUUCCAAGGCUCCGAACUCCCGAUGAUGUCUUCCUCGACAACCUCCAGAACUAUGCAUUACAUUAAUUUAAGAGUGACUUCGGAAGAAAGCAAUACAGUCUACGCAUCUGACCGAACACCGUGACAUUUACUCGGGGGAACUAAAACCACUUCCUCUUCGCGACCUGCUACUCUCUCGGCGAGAGAGUAAGUCACAUGGCACACGCAGUUAGCUAGACUUCACGAUUCUGUGUCUUGUCAACCUGCUAGGCAAAUGCUCAUCAUGCACUUAAUUCCACAAAUCACGAGUGAAGGGAAAAGCUUCUUGGAUACGCCGACGUACAAGUGUCUCUCACAAGGAGGUUAUUUUAAUCUAGUUCAGUGAUGGACUGCGCCCUUGUCAGUAGGAACACCGAAAGCCGAAGCGGCCGGCGCCCAUAUUGGGCGGCCGACGUCAGUUCUCUAUUGCUGUUAUCAUCGUCAUCAACUAUCAUGUUUUUUAGUCAUUGCCAUAUUUUUCUUGGUGGAUACUGACUUUAUUACAUAGGACGAUUCCACUUAUACUUUCGGACUUACGGAAUAAACUGUGACUCUGGACUUGUUGUCUGACGCUGACACCCUUGACAGCCCUCUUGACACGCAUUUGACGCCGGGAACUGUAAUAAAAAAAUAUCGAGUUCUGUGUUACAAAUUACUACGUAUGGCCAUGCAAAACCACUGAUUACUGAUCAUAAAUAGUACUUUACUAGACUGGAGGAGGAAUUGUGACUCAAAGGGAAGUUUACAGCGACUUACUCUUGCUGACUGACCGGGGGAAGGACUAGAAUAGCACAAGAAAUGACUUAUAAAGGUAUUUAUGACUUACUGAUCAGACCAAUGAAGGUCUCCUGACUUGACGAAGGAACCAGUGACUGAUCUGCCAACCAAACAGCUGACAUAAGAAGCCCAGGAGAGGAACUGCGACUGACAAUAAAAAAUCUUACGAUAAAUAUUAAGUGUGACUGACGAUCAAAAAGAUAUAAGCGUGACUGAUGAAGUUGUAUGACUAAGUAAGAAAGUGUGACUGACUGACUUAAGGAACAGCGAAUGACCGAGGAAACUAACUAUUCGACGAAACUGUGACUGAUGAUAUACGGAAAAGAAAUAACGAAGAAACAAAUGACAAUACAAAAUCAAGACUAAACGGCAGAGAUUUUGACUGAUGUAAAAAAUAUAUAUACGACCCGUUUAGUGCAAUUUUGACUGACUGGAGAUAUGACCUUUGACUGACUGAAACAGGAAUGACUGACUUAAAGGAUAGAUUAUGACUGACUGAAUAAAUGAUUUUUUAGACCUAUGACCAUCUAAAAAAAAAUAUUGACUGACUAAAAAAAUCAAGUUUGACUGAAGAAAAUAUGACUGAUAAAAAAAACUAACUAAAAUAAUUAUGACAUAUUAACUACUCAUCGCCUCUCCUCUCUAUCUCACAAAAAAAUACAGACAAAGACACGAAUCCUUGACUAAAUGAAGACAUUAUAAAACCAAACUGACUGAAAAGUAAUCUCGUGACUUACUGAAAGCACAACCAACGUGACUGAGUGAAGGGGGUGAGACAUAAUAUACAUAAAAGUGAACCAGACUAAUACUAAUACUAAGUAAAACAUACUUUAGGUUGUCAAAUAAUAUAAAGAAAUAAAGACUUAGGCAGACUAUAUACUUACGGUGCUCAAACAUGACAGAUAUCGAUGACUGACAUAUCACAAACGGCUUCUGACUAACAGACUAGACGGUGUAUCAACUGUCACGCCUGGAUAAAAUAACUUACAGGAUAUUAAAACGUAAAAAACCGAGGACCACAGACUGACACACACUAGACACUGGACACUAGGCAGACACUAGACAGAACGGACAGAUAUAAACAUUUUGGAUGACUUUAGAAGACAUAUUUACACCUUAUGAAAAUGACCCACUUCAGACAAAAACAAACUUAAGACGUAGCUUUGGAAAAAACUAAAGAUGUUAGACUUGAAACAGACGACCUAAGGUUAACUGACUGCCCUGACUUGACUGAAAGACCCAAGAUAAAUGAAAUUAAUUUGUAAAUAAGGGAAAGACUUCAGCAGUGACUCAGACAGUGACUUCAUGCUGAGGAAACGACAAUGGCAAGAUACUGACAAUCUAUACACUGUUGAAAGGACUGAAUGCAUAGAUGCUUUUGACUAUAGCACGGACUUUCGUAGGACUUCUAAGGAUUUCAGAUGAACACUGACUCUCUUGACACUGGACAGGACUAAAGGUUUACACUGACAUCUGACACGACCUCAGAAUAACAUUGACUCGCUUGACAGGACUCAGAAUAAUACUGAGUCUCUUGACAGGACUUCAGAUUACCAUUGACAGAACUUCAGUUUAUCACAGAUACAUGACAGCACUAAGGAUUUACACUGACAUUUGACAGAACUAAAGAUCAACACCGACAUUUGACUGGACUUCAGAUUAACACUGACUCUUGACAUGACAGAUCCUUCUCACACUACAGCACAGGCACGUGACAGAGACAGGUGGACGUCAACUGACAAGACGGUGCAGUAUUAACUGACAAGGCAAAUGAUGUUGUGCAGAUGAGAUUCAAUAGACAAGGAACCCAUGAGUCACCGUGACAAACCCUGCUGACUCACCAUAACGAACUCAUGACUCAUAUUAAUAGACCCUCCAGACUCACGAGAAAUAACAAUACAAAAUAGACCUAACUCACUCGCUAUAAAUAAUGACUCGUGACUCAUGACAAAUCCUACUGACACGCCAUAAAGAAGCCCAACUGAUUGACAAUGACAGCCCUUAAAUGAGUCACUAUGACAGACCUUACUGACACCAGAACUCGCCGAGAGACAUAUCCGACUGACUCGUUUUAAAGAACACGUGACUCACCAUGACGGACCUGAUGUGACUCGCCACAGUAGAUCCUAGUGACUCACCUAAAAAAAAAAGACACGUGACUCAUUGAAACAGACCUAGCAGACUCAUUGUGAAGAUCCCAUGACUCAAAUUUAUAAAUCUUACUGACUGACUUAUGCAAAAAAAAGAGAGACUGACGGACGGACAGUAUGUGACUCACCAUGACAGAACCCCAAUUUGACUCGGAGGACUCACUGAGCCAGACAUCAUUGACUCAUUAUAACACAAACUCAUGACUCAUCUCAACAGACCCUUACCCUCAGAAUGAAAACAAGAAAACGAGGAUAAAGCAUAAAAAAUGAUAAUAAAGACUUUCAAAGACUUAACGUACGAAUUCGAAGAAAGUCAGAGGAAGAAGAAAGGACAUUCCGCCAUUUUGUUUUUUGACUGCCUGGCUGAGAGGUUUAAAAAAAAAGCGCGGGAAAAAAAGGUUUGAAUUGUUUCUGAAUUGACGUUCAGCCUAAAUGUGAUUCUCAGAUUCAGGAAACGUUUUUAAGAAUAUGAAAAAAAAACUUUAUGAGGAAGUUUUUUUUUUUACUUGAGACUUUAUAAGUAUAUAAAUCAAG
Molecule: messenger RNA, 4284 nt
Organism: Penaeus indicus
Lineage: Eukaryota; Metazoa; Arthropoda; Malacostraca; Decapoda; Penaeidae
Gene: Ak1
Product: adenylate kinase isoenzyme 1-like
Exons: 4
Coding region: 116-634 (172 amino acids)
Biological process (GO): nucleobase-containing compound metabolic process
Cellular component (GO): cytoplasm
Molecular function (GO): AMP kinase activity; ATP binding; nucleoside diphosphate kinase activity
Source: RefSeq, a predicted model, not a curated record